This is a messenger RNA of Patella vulgata (common limpet), 1335 nucleotides long. Its product is annotated as phenolphthiocerol/phthiocerol polyketide synthase subunit B-like. NCBI's taxonomy places the organism in Eukaryota, Metazoa, Mollusca, Gastropoda, Patellidae. The transcript is spliced from 7 exons. Gene Ontology annotation, molecular function: fatty acid synthase activity; 3-oxoacyl-[acyl-carrier-protein] synthase activity. Gene Ontology annotation, biological process: fatty acid biosynthetic process. The record is from RefSeq and is a predicted model, not a curated record. Bases 1 to 1335 code for a protein of 444 amino acids.
AUGUGUGAGGUAGCCAUUAUUGGUGCCGGAUGUCAGUUUCCCGGAGCUGAUAAUCUUGAUGAGUUUUGGAGAGUUCUACGUAAUGGCGAGAAUCACGUGAUAGAAAUUCCACCAAACCGUUGGAAUUUAGAAGCAUUUUAUGAUCCAGAUCCUGCAGUUCCGGGCAAAACACACGUUAGACGAGCGGGUUUUGUUGAUGGCCAUGACAAAUGGGAUUUCAAAUUCUAUGGUAUCAAUGAAUUUGAAGCUCUUAAAAUGGAUCCACAACACAAGUUUGUAUUAGAUAGUACCUUUAUGGCUUUAGAGAAUGCUGGAAUAAGUAAACAGAAAAUAAGCGGAUCUAACACAGGAGUAUAUAUCGGUAUGUUUGGCUCUGAUUAUGCCAAUUUAUUCGCACCUGCUGCCGAUGAAAGCGAUAAUUAUACUUUGACUGGUACCAGUAAUAGUAUUGUAGCUGCCCGGGUGUCGUAUGUGUUCAAUUUGUUAGGUCCAUCAAUGAAAAUAGACACCGCUUGUUCAUCAUCUCUUGUAGCUAUACACCUAGCUUGUCAAGCUUUACGUUCAGGAGAAUGUGAUAUGGCUAUAGCAGGUGGGGUCAACUCACUGAUGAGACCAGAUAUAUUUAUACAACUAAGUAGAGCUGGUAUGGUAUCACCUACUGGACAAUGUCAGGCUUUCUCUGAAAAUGCUGAUGGAUAUGCCAGAGGAGAAGGAUGUGGAAUUAUUAUCUUGAAACCACUAGAACAGGCUUUAAAAGAUAAUGAUCCUAUCUGGGCAACUAUUGUUACAUCUGUCAACCAUGAUGGCCAAACAGUCACACCCAUUACAACACCAUCUCCCCAGCAACAAGAAUCUCUACUUAAUAUAGUGUUUGACAGACACAGAAUUGAUCCAGAAUCAGUAGACUAUAUCGAAGCACAUGGCACUGGAACCAAAGCUGGUGAUCCAGUAGAAGUUACAGCUCUUGGUAAAUUCUUUCAAAAAGAUAAACAUCCUAAACAGAGACUAAUAGGAUCUGUAAAAACUAACAUUGGACAUCUAGAAUCGGGUGCUGGUAUAGCGGGUUUAAUUAAAGUUUUAUUGAUGCAUAAAAAUCAGGAAAUAGUCCCAUCGCUCCAUUUUGAGAAAGCCAGUGAGAAUGUUCCUCUUGAUAAAUAUAACCUAAAAGUACCAACAGAAGUUCAGCCCUGGCCCAAAAACGGUAAUAGGUAUAUGAGAUCGUGUGUAAAUAGUUUUAGUUUCGGUGGUACUAAUAGUCAUGCUAUUAUCACAACCCCAGUGCACCCGUCAAAUGGACCAGAAAAUUACGACACAUCAAUAUCCCAAGAACAAUGA